UGGGCUCAGAGACACCGAAUGCCGGGAAAUUUUGAUAAAGCGGAACAUCUUCGGGACAAACAAAAAGGAAAAGAAGGAAAAAGUUAUACUUUUUCUGCUUCUAGUUUCUACCAGACGUAAACUGCCGUCGGUUCGCUAAAGACUUGUUCCCAGUCCAGUGGUUACCUCCCUGCGUACCAUUUCACCGCCGUUUCGAGCAUGGAUCUCACAAAUGAUAAUAUGAAUGAAUGCUUUGACGAUGACAACAAAGAGUUUCAUCAAAACCUGCCGGAACAAACGCCGACCGUGUCCGCUGAAGAUUACGACCUCGGCAGCCAAGAUUUCGAUUCAUGCAUGUCGCCGCGAGCAGAUGUGCGUCCAGUAGAACCUGAAGAUGUUGGCGCCGGUGCCUUUUCGUUCCAGAGGCCGGACGAAUGUGAUGAUGAAGCUGAGCCUGAAGAGGAACUUGAAGGUUUCGAUGGUGGAGAUGCCUCGUCCGAGAUGUCAUCUGAACGCCUUGGCAGCCGGUUGUGCAAAAUGGUUGAGUCUACGGAUGAUGAUAUGCGCAAGUUGUUUCAGAAGAAUGAGGAGAGCGUUCUAGGCUUGACAACACUUCGAGAUCUUGUGUUGGAACAUGAACAACAGCUAGGGCAGAGAAUUGAGCACGGCAAAAGGAUGCUGCUUGACACCCUGGGGAAGUAUUCAGAGGAGAGUGAGUAGUGGAGUCAUCGACAGCAAACUUUGUUUUUGCAGCAUUCUGUGAAGGACACACCAUAUUAUUGUCAUGGGUGGCGCCAAUGCACAGCAUUGCACAUUUUGUUUUGGUGCUAGAUCAAGUACCUCUGCAAGUUUUUAGCUGGCCAUUUACAUGCGGAUACCUUGAAUACUUGGAGUUAAUAAAGAAGUCUUACCUCAA
Dermacentor silvarum is the source of this 895-nucleotide messenger RNA. RefSeq lists its product as uncharacterized. The transcript has 5 exons. The record is from RefSeq and is a predicted model, not a curated record. The coding region runs from base 199 to 699 and encodes 166 amino acids. NCBI's taxonomy places the organism in Eukaryota, Metazoa, Arthropoda, Arachnida, Ixodida, Ixodidae.